AUGGACACCAUAAAGGGCUUGGCGCGCCGUACGACACAAAGCAUCAGGGAGAUCGUUACCCACACAGAUUCAAGCGGCCAGGAUGAGAUGCUGGCUGAUGCAGGCAAAAAGGUGCGCCAGUUCCAAAAGACAAGCGAGGUUCUUUGCACCAAAUUAAUACAUGCCGCAGAACUCAUUGAGGAGCUGGGCAAGGUUCUAAAGAGUGUUGGGGAGGAGUACCAGAGGGUGCCAGAUUUGCAGCCGGAGUCUGGCCAGCUCGCUGAGGAUGUCUUAGAGGUGGGCACCAAACUUAUCGCAACUGCUCAGGAGCAUCAAAAAGGCAUUAAGAAUCAGGGCUUUGAUAUGCUGAAUUCCUUUAUUAAAGGUGUAAACAAACUGAAGGAUGCAGAAGACGCAUGCCGCAAAAAUCAAUUGGAGUACGACUUCUUUCGAAGGAAAGUACUGGACCUGCGUCGCAGCCCACCCAAGGAUAUAUCUCGUAUUCCACGAAAUGAACAAAUUAUGGAGAACUGGCGUGUUGAGCUCUGGAGAGCUACCGAAAACAAUAAGGCAAUCUGUUCUCAACUCUACAGUGAGGGGCAACGCACCAUAGACCUCAGUGUUCUAACUCUUACACAGGUUCUUGGGAGCUUCUUUAGUAUCGCUGGGGGUGGUUUCAAACAGCAGUUUGUGAAUGCACGGCUACCAGUGUACCCAGUCGCCCCCCUUUUGCCGGCGGCACCGCUACCGCCCAACCCUAUGCCGCCCUUUCAGCAGCCUCCACAGUUAGGAGGCCAUGCUCAGAACCCAUACGGGCAACAGCAGGGAUGGAACCAGGGACAACCCCCUCUGUCACAACCACAACAAACACUACAACAGCAAGGUGGUUGGCAGCAAGCCCAUGCUCUUCCACCUUCACCACAUGUGCAGCAACCAGAGUGGCAGAAAGGACCGCCUUCGCAAAAGCAACAAGAGCAACAACAAGGUUGGCAGUGGGGACAACCGACCUUGUCGCCAUCACCGCAAGAACAACAGCAACAGCAACAGCACCAGCCCUGGGGACAGCAACAACCGCAGACUUCUGGAGGGGGGUGGAAAACGGCCUUGGAGCCUCAGGAGUGGUGCACGCCGGCGCAGAGCGGGUCGUCUGUGGUGGUGGAACAGGCGGUGCCAAACACGUGGGCGCCAGUACCAGCGCAGGUUGGGCGGCCAGCUGACGACAAUAAUAACAAAGGUAAUGUCAAUGGCAAUGGUGUAUACGAAACUGGGUCACUUGCCGUGCCAUCAUCGGGAAAUCAACAGUAG
This is a messenger RNA of Trypanosoma grayi, 1284 nucleotides long. RefSeq lists its product as hypothetical. Lineage: Eukaryota; Euglenozoa; Kinetoplastea; Trypanosomatida; Trypanosomatidae. The transcript has a single exon. The record is from RefSeq and is a predicted model, not a curated record. Bases 1 to 1284 code for a protein of 427 amino acids.